This is a messenger RNA of Dermochelys coriacea (leatherback sea turtle), 3025 nucleotides long. It is a transcript of the gene SLC19A1, whose product is annotated as solute carrier family 19 member 1. Gene Ontology annotation, cellular component: apical plasma membrane; basolateral plasma membrane; plasma membrane. Lineage: Eukaryota; Metazoa; Chordata; Testudines; Dermochelyidae. The coding region runs from base 358 to 1803 and encodes 481 amino acids. Gene Ontology annotation, biological process: folate transmembrane transport. Gene Ontology annotation, molecular function: folic acid binding; folate:monoatomic anion antiporter activity. The record is from RefSeq and is a predicted model, not a curated record. The transcript is spliced from 6 exons.
UGGGGUGUUGUUUCCCCAGGGGGGCAGGCUGUACUCCGUCCCCCAGCGCGUGGCACGGUCCCUGCCGGGCUCCGCGUGACUCUGCAGCCCGGUCCGUGCGCUCGGAGCCCGCCGGGCCCUGCCCCCAGGCUGGACGGGGGCUGCGCAGCUGCUGGGGCGGGCCGGGCCUCGGGCGAGGAGCCCAGCGGAGCCCUUAGCAGCAGCCCAGAAAUUCCAGCAGCACCGAGAUCUAUGGGUGGGAGAUUCUCUCUGCAAGGAGACAGAGAGACUGGCUUGAAAGUGGCUCAGCCUGUCUGACGGCCACCUGGGAAAAGGUCGUUUCCCUCUGAUGUACCAGAGAACGGCCACGGCAGAGCCAUGUCUGUCGAGGAUGAUGGCUCUGUAAUGCACCCCCCUGAGUCUGCAGUGGACCAGCGCUGGAAGUUCCUCGUCUUCUACCUCUGCUUUUACGGCUUCAUGACCCAGAUCAGACCUGGGGAGAGCUUCAUCACCCCCUACUUGCUGGGAGCUGACAAGAACUUCACCAUGGAAGAGGUGACCAACGAGAUAACUCCCGUCCUGUCGUACUCCUACAUGGCCGUCCUGGUGCCCAUCUUCCUGCUGACAGAUUACCUGUGCUACAAGCCGGUGCUGGUGCUGCAGAGCCUGAGCCACAUCUCCAUCUGGCUGCUGCUGCUCUUCGGCACCGGUAUCUUGGCCAUGCAGUUCAUGGAGUUCUUCUAUGGCAUCACCAUGGCGGCCCGCGUAGCCUACUCCUCCUACAUCUUCUCCCUGGUCACCCCCUCGCACUACCAGCGCAUGGCCAGCUACUCCCGCGCCGCUGUGCUGAUGGGGGUCUUCACCAGCUCGGUGCUGGGACAGCUCUGCGUCACCGUGGGCAGGGUGCCCUUCAUGACACUCAACUAUGUCUCGCUAGGGUUCAUGCUCUUUGGGCUCGUCCUGACGCUCUUCCUGGAGCAGCCCAAGCGAAGCCUCUUCUUCAACCGGAGCGAUGGCCCCUCGCCUUCGGAGCUGGACAGGAUGCACCCCGUCGGGGGCAAGCCAGUGCCCCCUGCACCCUCCCGCUGGCGCAGCUCGGCCCUCUUCCGUAUGCUGAGGGAGCUCGGCACUAUCGCCAAGCUGCCCCAGCUGCGGCUCUGGUCCCUCUGGUGGAUCUUCAACUCUGCCGGCUACUAUCUCAUGCUCUAUUAUGUGCAGCUCCUGUGGAAUGAGAUUUACCCUACCACGGACAACAGCAAGGUCUACAACGGCGGGGUGGAUGCUGCCUCAACGCUGCUCGGAGCCAUCACCGCCUUCGCUGCGGGCUACAUGAAGAUCCGCUGGGCGCUGUGGUCGGAGCUGGUGAUUGGCGGCGUGACGGCCUUCCAGGCGGGGCUGCUUUUGCUGAUGAGCACCACCAGCAACAUCUGGCUCUGCUACGGGGCCUACAUCCUGUUCAGGGGUUCCUACCAGUUCCUGGUCCCCAUAGCCAUUUUCCAGAUUGCCACCUCCCUCUCCAAAGAGCUCUGUGCCCUGGUGUUUGGCGUGAACACCUUCUUUGCCACUGUCCUGAAGACCAUCGUAACCAUGAUCAUAUCAGACAAGCGGGGCCUGGGCCUUUCGGUGCAUCCGCAGUUCUACGUGUACUUCGCCUACUUCACGCUGCUGGCGGUGGUGUAUCUCGGGGCAGCGGUGUGCGAGGCCGUGAGGCACCGCCGGCGCAAGGUGCCGCAGGAGCCGGCCUUCGCCAAGGAGCUCUGCAGCCCUGCUGAGGAGGCACCAGGGAAGGAGAGGAGCUCGGAGCCGGGCAGCGUGCACAUCUGAGUGCAGGUGGGAGAGGAGACGCAAGGGAGUGGCCUGUGUGCAUACCCCAGCCGCGUCACCGUCCCAGGGAACGGCGGGCCCAUCCCAGCCAGCAGCCAGCCCUGCCGCGGUCCUCUCACCUUCCUCGCCGUGUCAAUGCGCAGCUGAGAAAGCCAGUAGCGCAGGCCAGAGUGGGGCUACAGUCCUGGCCUAGCUCGUAGGGGCCGCUAAUCCCCAGGCUGUGCUCACUCUUGGCUGCCAGGCUGCCACUCCUGCCCGCGGCUCUGCUCCCAUCACAGCCUCAGCGUCAGAAGAAGCUGCACCGUGCAAACCCCAGUGUUAAGAAUUGCCUUUGAGGACAGAACGGCGCCAACCCGGAGAUCCCGUCCCAGCGCCAGGCCUGCUGCUUUGAGUGACACGGCUCCGUUUCUGAUGUGGUUCCUGAGCCGGGUUUUCCCAAUCGACACUUGUGCACACACACACUCAUUCAGGGUGACCUGUGCCAAGUGAACCAGAAAAUCAGGGGGGGGCUACACCCAAGAUGUUGCUAAGAAAAGCCAUUGAGGCCCUUUUCUUAACCUCUGGUGUCAGCCCUCAUGGGUCCCGUGUUCCAGCUUUGCCCCACAAGGGCUAGAAGCGUGCUCUCUGUAGUGAAAGCUGAGUAUCCUGUGUAAUCACCUGACUCCAGGCUCUGGGGCUUGGAGCACUGCACCCGAUUGCCCCUCCCCCCAUGCACUGCUUCGGCAACUGUCUGAAUGGCACCUGUGCAGCCGCUGCAGCUACUACUGCCCCAGCCAGCUGCUUCCUCCAUGGCUCCCCCGGGCCUUGAAUCUGCUGCCACACCGGGGGGGGGACACCAGCCAUGCCCUUCCUGCACACGGGUCCAUAGCUUUACAGCAUGGCCCACUGAGCAGCCUUGCCCUGUACUACAGGGCUGGAAAGUCCUUGUGCUAACCUGGGGCCUUGUGGCAUAACUACGGCUCGUACUGCAUAUGUCCAGGGAGCUUUGACCCAAGCAGGACUGUGGUUGGCUCUCCUUGCCCCCCCACUGGGCAGCUGUGGGUCAGGGUCAGGGUCUGGCCUGGGUGAGGCUGAGCGGGUGAGCUGUGCCUUCCUGCCUGGCAUACAUCAACUGACUGUAACAGAUGGCCGAGGGCAGCUGGCAGCCCAGCGCAGGGCUAGGGGGCCCAUUGCUGCCCUUAGAUGCUCUGCUCCUCUGGGGCCUGCAGCCUGCACGGUGGUG